Echinococcus granulosus is the source of this 1155-nucleotide messenger RNA. RefSeq names its product Mitochondrial folate transporter/carrier. Bases 1 to 1155 code for a protein of 384 amino acids. Lineage: Eukaryota; Metazoa; Platyhelminthes; Cestoda; Cyclophyllidea; Taeniidae. The record is from RefSeq and is a predicted model, not a curated record. Gene Ontology annotation, molecular function: FAD transmembrane transporter activity; folic acid transmembrane transporter activity. Gene Ontology annotation, cellular component: mitochondrion. Gene Ontology annotation, biological process: folate import into mitochondrion; nucleotide transport. The transcript has 7 exons.
AUGAAUAUGACAAAAUCAAACCAACCCAGGUGUUCCAAGAGUACGAGGAGCAGGGAAGAGGGGACCUAUGAGGAACUGAAGGCCGAGGAGGAAGAGAUGAACACUAAAUCUAUUAAAGCUAUUAGAUGUUGGGGAACCGAAUUCCAAAUCCUGGUAUUUCGGCAAACAUCAUCGAAUUCAUCGUGCAUUCAUUUUGAUGAGACUCUAAUACCACAAGGGAUGGAGAUAUCCUCUCCUUCCGAGGCUUGCGGUCUUAGCUGCUACUUCUCGCACCUCAAAUGGGAGCAAAUGGCUGCCGGUCUGACGAGCGGUGCCGUGACCACAGCCAUCCUCCAUCCACUAGAGCUGGCCAAAAUUCGUCUUCAAGUGAAUGAGGGCUACGGAGCGGUUAAGAUCCGACCCGUGAGCUCCCAUUUCGUUGGGACCCUGCGUGAAAUUUACAGGGUGAAGGGUUUUCCUGGUCUUUAUCAGGGUGCUGCGCCCAACUUAAUGGGUAACGCGGUCUCUUGGGGCCUUUACUUCCUAUUUUACGGUGCGCUCAAGAACUAUGCCCAAGAUGGUGAUGAAUCUAAGAUGUUAGGAUCAGGUGAAUACCUUGCCCUGGCUGGUGUUUCUGGCGCGGUGGUGCUGUGGCUGACGAAUCCCAUAUGGGUAGCAAAAACUCGCAUGUGUCUACAAUACGAGACGCUGGGAGCUUCGUAUCGUCUGACCACGUGGAGCACCCUAAUGGAAGUGUGGCGGACGGAGGGCAUCCGUGGCUUCUACCGCGGCGUUGUGCCUGGCAUGAUAGGCGUCUCCAGUGGGGCGGUGCAGUUUUUGCUCUACGAAGAGCUGCGCAACUUCUACAACUGUCGCUGCCGCCAACGCACUAUUGACACUCAUUUGAAAGCCUCUGAAUAUCUUCUGAUAGGAAUAAUUUCCAAGGCAAUGGUCCUUUCACUGACAUAUCCCCAUCAGGUCGUGCGAACGCGUCUGCAGGAGCAACAUCGAAAUUACUCCAGUCUAGCAAACCUCCUCAAGACCAUUUGGAGCUACGAGGGUGCACGUGGUUUCUAUAAGGGCCUUCUGGCCAACAUUUUGCGAACAGCUCCAUCAGGUGGUCUGAUGUUUGUGAUCUAUGAAAACUGCUACAAGUGGCUGACUGCGCUGAGGUAA